AUGAGGAAAGUUUGGCGCCCGGUGAAGGGUGUGAAAUUCUGUGAUCUCAAUACUGAGUUUACGUUGGUUGAGUUCGAGGAUACGAGAGACAAAAUUAAGGUCAUGCGUGAGGGUCCGUGGUUGUUCGAUAAGCAUCUGGUCCUCUUGAAGGAAUUUGAUGGUAGGUUACAGAUUGGUAAGAUAGAAUUGGUGCAUGCCCCUUUUUGGGUCCGAUUACAUGAUUUACCGUUAAUGGCUUGUAAUGAGUAUAUUGGGAGACUAGUCGGGGGUGCGUUGGGGGAGGUUUUGGAAGUUGAUUUAGAUAAAGCUGAGAUGGAGUGGGGGGAAUAUAUGAGAGUCAAGGUCCUCAUCAAUAUUUUCAAACCUCUAUUACGUCGAAAGCGUAUGAUUGUGGAGGAUGGGGUAUCCUGUUGGGUGCAUUUUUCUUACGAAAGGCUACCAGACUUAUGUUUCCACUGUGGUAUUCUGGGUCAUACGUUAAAGGAGUGCGAGGCUAUUGAUGCAAACCAAGUCGAUUCCCAGAGACUUCCAUAA
Messenger RNA from Carya illinoinensis, 534 nucleotides. RefSeq lists its product as uncharacterized. Bases 1 to 534 code for a protein of 177 amino acids. The transcript has a single exon. NCBI's taxonomy places the organism in Eukaryota, Viridiplantae, Streptophyta, Magnoliopsida, Fagales, Juglandaceae. Gene Ontology annotation, molecular function: nucleic acid binding; zinc ion binding. The record is from RefSeq and is a predicted model, not a curated record.